This is a messenger RNA of Acromyrmex echinatior (Panamanian leafcutter ant), 1184 nucleotides long. Its product is annotated as alpha-L-fucosidase. Lineage: Eukaryota; Metazoa; Arthropoda; Insecta; Hymenoptera; Formicidae. Gene Ontology annotation, biological process: glycoside catabolic process; fucose metabolic process. Gene Ontology annotation, molecular function: alpha-L-fucosidase activity. Gene Ontology annotation, cellular component: lysosome. The record is from RefSeq and is a predicted model, not a curated record.
UUAAAUUAAUACUCGAGUAUAUUAAAAAUGUAAUGCAAAAUUUUAACUUGAAUCGUUCUUGAAUCGUUUCUAACAUAAAUAUAAAAUGUUUUCUGUGGAACAAUUCACAGUAAUGAUCUAAUCUCGAAAUACGAUACGAUACAAAACAGCACACAGAAAUAGAAUCUUCGUCGAGAUUUCAUACAACCGAGGAAUAAAAGAUCGACUUGACAUCUGUUGCUUUCAUUUAUGUCAAGCCUCGGAUCAGAAUGAUGCUAUUUGUACACAUAAUUGUAUGCAUUGUGUUAAUUUUUUGCGUAUCAGUAAAGGCGGAUUAUACCGUGAUAGUGAGAACGGAAGAAGAAAAUUUUGUGUCAAUUUUAACAAAAACGCCCAAAUAUGUUCCAACUUGGCCCAGUUUAGACAGUCGGCCGUUACCAGUUUGGUAUGAUGUUGCAAAAUUUGGAAUCUUUAUUCACUGGGGUGUAUUCAGUGUGCCUAGUUUUGGCUCUGAAUGGUUUUGGAACAAUUGGAAAAAGGAAACUGAAACUACGAAAUAUUCCGACUUUAUGAAACAAAGAUAUCCUCCGAAUUUUACUUAUCAAGACUUUGCACGUGAUUUUACUGUCGAGUUCUUCAAUGCUUCUGAAUGGGCUGAGUUAUUCAAGGCAUCAGGUGCAAAGUAUGUUGUACUGACAAGCAAACAUCAUGAAGGAUAUACAUUGUGGCCAUCGAAGUAUUCAUUCAGCUGGAAUUCUAUGGAUGUUGGACCUCAAAAGGAUCUUGUUGGUGAACUAGCAGAAGCUAUUCGUAGCAAGACAGAUUUAAAGUUUGGCUUAUAUCAUUCUAUGUAUGAAUGGUAUAAUCCCCUUUAUGUAACAGACAAACAAAACAAUUUUACAACAGAUAGAUUCGUGAUUCAUAAAAUAAUACCAGAAUUGUAUGAGUUGAUAGAAACAUACAAGCCAGAAGUAGUUUGGUCAGAUGGAGAUUGGGAAGCAUCGGAUUCUUAUUGGAAAUCGAAGGAAUUUCUAGCAUGGUUAUAUAAUAAAAGUCCUGUAAAAGAUACGGUUGUGGUGAAUGAUAGAUGGGGUAGUAAUAUACCGUGCCAUCAUGGUGAUUUCUUUACAUGUACAGAUCGUUUUAAUCCUGGCGUACUUCUCCCACACAAGUGGGAAAACUGCAUGACUAUUGAUAAAAAAUCC